GUUCGACCAUCUCAAAGAGCCCCGCCCCGAGUGCGAGCGCGUCGUGCUCAGCAACGCCAUGAUGUCGAUUUUCCCAAACUUUGCGGCGAUUGUGAUGUACAAGUACAGCCGCAUCCAGCAGGCCCUGGACAAUCUGGCUAAGCUCCCGACGAAGGAGCUCAUGCGAUACAUGGUCGACGAAGUGAGCGGGUACGUAAG
This is a messenger RNA of Symbiodinium sp. CCMP2456, 198 nucleotides long. Lineage: Eukaryota; Dinophyceae; Suessiales; Symbiodiniaceae. The record is from the annotation of a GenBank genome assembly.